GCAGGGUCUCUUUCUGGGCGACUGCAUCACUGCACAGUUAUUCCAGUGUGUGUCACUCAAAGCUGAUUGGAGCUAUGGACAUUUUUCAUGCCUAAAGUCAUGCCAUCUGAGUCAUUUAAUUGGUACCCGACGGACAAGGGUAUAGAAGCAGCAUUCCAAUAUUGUCAGCCCCUUAUUGUCGUGUUGUAGCCUAUCCAAGCAGGCACACAUUUGGGCUGUAGGCUAUGGAUUCCUCAUCCACGGAGCUUGCGUGGGCAUUUUGAAAAUUCAGAGUGUAAUGGCUGCAACUGUCCGAGCUUUCUAAAUAUAAAUCUAUAUUUAUAUUCAUAAAAGCUGCACAACGCACGACAGAAAAACUUCACCCUUGGAUUUGUGAUUAAGAGACAAUAGGUAGCCUAGCCAUAUACGAAAGUUUGGACCAGUCCCGUCUCUGCUAGCCUACACAUCAUAGACAGAAGACAAAGCCAGGCAGGCAACAAGAAACUUUUCUAUGUGGCCAAAAAACAAUAGACCACCUAAAAACUUCGUUUCCAGCUACGAAAUUCUUCUAAUCUAAGUUUGUAUUGUCAGGGAAUAAAUGAUCACCUCAGCAAGACGAGUCUCUCCAGAUAAACCUGAAGUUAGAAUCGCCUUCAGUCUCGACAACUCAGAGUUAAAUGACGCAGAGGAAGCCCUCCCAACCUUUCCUGACCUUGAACAGCGUCUUCAGCCAGUACUGCCAUGUCAGUCUUUGAAGGAGUCAGUCCAAGUCUACAAGGAUCAUUGCAAGAUGGCCAAAGAAUUCCGCGAAGUCAAAAUAGAAAUUGCUCAGCUUGAGGACAGAAAGAAAGAGCUACGAGGGGAGCUGGUGGAUGAUGACAGGAUGACCAUAGAGAUUGCCCGGCUCAAGGAGGAGUUUCGGGUCCUGGCUGAGGAGAACCGCACCUUGAUCACAGUCCAUAUGGAGCGGGCCCAGCAGUUGGAGACGUUGCGGGGGGUCAGUCAAAAGAGGCAGGGGUCGUCGUGACCCGUGACCUCCACACGUCACUGAGUGGUGCGGCGGGGUCAGUCUGCUCAGGGACUUGUGGAGGCUCACCAAGGGGGCUUCGAAAUGUGGUCCAAAUGGCAUUAUCUGUGGCUGUAACUCUGGCAUCGUCCCAGUGCAUAUGUUUUGUGACCACUGGAACGUCUGUCCUGUCUAUAUCAUGUCUCAUCAUGUUUUUGAGUAAGGUCUUCUGUCAGCCUGGGGCCAUCCCAGCACUGGUUCCUGACAGCAUUGGGUCAGAUUUCAUGUAUUUCUUCCAAAAUAAUAAUAUUUUAUGUUUUUCUGAUACUUAAAGGUCUGGCAUAACAGUAACGUUGGUUGUGAAAUUGUUACUGAUCAAUAAUUGGAAGAAAUGGAAACAGUAGAAGGGAUUUGACUGGUUGACACAGACAUGUUUAAGAGGCAUAGGCAAUACUACACCAGGCAAAAUGUAUACUUUCUUUUCAUUCGCUCCAGUGUAGCUUUGUUUGAGGAGAUUCCAUUCACAAUCCAAUCAAUGUAUUUGUUCUGAAUUCCAUCAUUUACUUUGAUCAGUGUACAUCCUGCAGCAGGUGUUUUUUCCCCCCAGGUGCUAUGUAUAUGUUUAAUGAAAUCUCAAAUAAAUGUUCAAUAAAAAGUUUUAUUCUGCA
Molecule: messenger RNA, 1653 nt
Organism: Alosa sapidissima (American shad)
Lineage: Eukaryota; Metazoa; Chordata; Actinopteri; Clupeiformes; Clupeidae
Gene: map3k7cl
Product: map3k7 C-terminal like
Exons: 5
Coding region: 578-1006 (142 amino acids)
Cellular component (GO): nucleus; cytosol
Source: RefSeq, a predicted model, not a curated record